AUGAAUCCCCAAAUCACCAACCUGGUCAUCAUCCUCGUGAUGAUGCAAGCGGCCAAGAAGAUCCCGUUUGAGGACCCGAACGUCCUCAACGGCGUGCGUGCGCUGUACAUCCUGAGCAACGUCAUCAUCUUUGGAGUGUACAUGUACACCAAGAUGCAGAUCGACAAGAAGCGCGACAUGACCGUCCUAAAAUACAUCGAGCCCGCACCCAUGGGUUCGACCGAAGAGCCCAAAGCCGUGACGACGACCGUGCACGCUUACGACAGCCAACAGCUGCGCGGAUUGUUCAAAUCGCAACUGAUGGGCAUCGGCAUGAUGGCGGUGAUGCACCUGUACUUCGCGUACACGAACCCGCUGCUGAUCCAGAGCAUCAUCCCGCUGAAGGGCGCCUUCGAGGGCAACCUGGUCAAAGUGCACCUGCUCGGCCAGCCCGCGACGGGCGACCUCGCGCGGCCGUGGAAGGCCGCGGCCGGCGGCAUGAUGGGCAUGAUGAACCCCGGCGGGGCCGGCGGCGCGGCGGAGAUCAAGACGGAUAAGAAGAGCAUCGAGAAGGCGGAGAGGAGCGGACGGGGCGGCGCGAAGGAGGAGUGA
Dissoconium aciculare CBS 342.82 is the source of this 591-nucleotide messenger RNA. RefSeq names its product inorganic phosphate transport PHO88. The record is from RefSeq and is a predicted model, not a curated record. The coding region runs from base 1 to 591 and encodes 196 amino acids. Gene Ontology annotation, biological process: protein targeting to ER. NCBI's taxonomy places the organism in Eukaryota, Fungi, Ascomycota, Dothideomycetes, Mycosphaerellales, Dissoconiaceae. Gene Ontology annotation, cellular component: endoplasmic reticulum; mitochondrion. The transcript is spliced from 3 exons.